This is a messenger RNA of Sclerotinia borealis F-4128, 1953 nucleotides long. The record is from the annotation of a GenBank genome assembly. Lineage: Eukaryota; Fungi; Ascomycota; Leotiomycetes; Helotiales; Sclerotiniaceae.
AUGUCAUUCAUGGGCGGAGCAGAAUGCUCGACAGCAGGAAAUCCUCUUAGUCAAUUUACAAAACAUGUGCAGGAUGACAAGAGUUUGCAGAGAGAUAGAUUAGUUGGUAGGGCGCCAGGAGGCGGUAUGCAGGGCAUGCGCUCCGGGAUGAAUAUGAAUGGAAGUCAAGAUCAUAUGAUGAACGAUUUUAUACAACAAAACGGCCAGCUCCCACCAGAAGCUUUCGCUAUGCAACAUGAUCUUCAUCAAAACGCACACAUGGGAAAUGGAUCUCAAUCUCCAAGUGUUGGAGGAUGGGCUCAGGAGUUCAACCCUGGGAUGUCAGGAAUGUCAGAGCAGGUAAGGAUGGAGGCAGCGUUUCAAGCUCCUAAAGGUACAGCAUUUAGCCCUGCGGAUUUUGCUCGAUUUCAACAGAUGGGACAAUCGAGCUCGGCACGCUCUGCGAGUCCUAUGGCGCAAAAUAUGUCGAAUGCCUAUUCAUUUCAAGGCCCCCAAAUGGGUACGGGUAUGGGCAUGGGCAUGGGAAUGAUGGGAAUGAAUAGAAUGGGUAUGGGCAUGAAUGCGAUGAACCAACCACAGCACCAACAACCGGCCCAGAAUUUACAGCAGGACAAAGGGAAAGGAAAGAUGAUUGAGCUCGAUGAUCAGAAUUGGGAAGAGCAAUUCAAACAGAUUGAUCUGCAGGGACAGGAGCUCGAAGAAAGUUUGGCGGUGGAAAGAGAAUUAAAUGAAAUGGAUAGGUCAGUCCUUGAAUCCGAAACCAAUGAAUUUGGUGAUUUUGAAUCUAUUUGGGUUGGCAUUCAAGCUGAAAAUGCGGCUGCUAGGGAAAUGGCUGGUGAAGAAAGCCUCAACGAUAUGAACAUAGGCGAAUUCGAUCAAUGGGAUGGAUUUGAUGCUGUAGGAACACAUCAAUCACCAUUCCGCGAUCCACAGCUCGGAAGCUACAUGUUUGAAGAUGAUAAUAUCUUCAAGGACAUUGCCAAUCCUUUCGAGGAGGGUGUUCGGAUAAUGCAUGAGGGAGGUAACUUGUCUCUUGCUGCAUUAGCUUUCGAAGCUGCAGUACAAAAAGACCCCCAACAUGUCGAUGCAUGGGUUCUCUUAGGGUCAGCACAGGCCCAGAAUGAAAAAGAAACACCCGCUAUUCGGGCUUUAGAGCAAGCUCUGAAAGUUGAUCCCACAAAUCUGACAGCUCUUAUGGGUCUGGCAGUCUCUUACACGAACGAAGGCUACGAUAGUACUGCUUACCGUACACUUGAGCGUUGGCUUUCGGUUAAAUACCCAUCUAUCAUUCCUCCAGGCUCCCUAUCCUCGGAGAAUGAUAUCGGCUUCACCGACCGACAUCAACUUCAUGAAAAGGUUACCGACCUGUUCAUUCGUGCUGCUCAACUUUCACCAGAUGGCGAACACAUGGAUCCAGACGUACAGGUCGGUCUCGGCGUCCUUUUCUACGGUGCCGAAGAAUACGACAAAGCAGUCGAUUGUUUUACCGCUUCUCUCGCCUCGACUGAAUCCGGAACCUCAAAUCAAAGAGAUCAAGUUCAUCUUUUAUGGAAUCGUCUCGGUGCCACCCUCGCCAAUUCCGGUCGCAGCGAAGAAGCCAUCGCCGCAUACGAACAAGCCCUUACCCUACGCACCAAUUUUGUGCGAGCUCGCUACAAUCUUGGCGUUUCUUGCAUCAAUAUUGGGUGUUAUGAUGAAGCUGCCUCUCAUCUUUUAGGUGCCUUGGCUAUGCAUAAGAUUGUCGAAAAUGAAGGGAGGGAAAAGGCAAGAGAUGUACUUGGUGGUGGAAGUGUCAGUGAAGCGGAUCUUGAAAGAAUGAUCUCGCAAAAUCAGAGCACGAAUUUAUAUGAUACUUUGAGAAGGGUAUUUAGUCAAAUGGGGAGGAGAGAUUUGGCGGAACGCGUGGUGGCGGGUAUGGAUGUGGAGAAUUUCAGGGGGGAUUUUGAUUUUUGA